CAGUGUGACCAGCAGUCUGAACCUGAGGACUUCACAGGGGGACGCUUCUCAUGAAUGGGAGUCAGAUUCCAGCCCGGAAAGAGAAGCUGUUUGUUUGUCGACUUCAACCAGCACACAAGAAAAGCAACAUUCAGUUUUAAUUAGAUGAAACUGACUGAAUAUUUUAUGAGCGUCUUCACACAGAGACAAGUUUGACUGCAGCAGAGGAGCACUGUGGAGACUGUGCGACAUGGAAAACGGCUGUGAGACUGGGAGACCCUAGCAAGGAAAAGAGGUAAAAGGGCAACAACAACGAGGAGGAACCAUCUGUGGUUGGUUAACAGAAGUUCUCCUUUAUCCUGCAAUGCCAGAAGAAGCUAAUGAGGACGCCAUGAGAACGCCAGCCACUCCAGAGAAGGCUAACAACAACGAGCACCCUGUAGCUACCACGGUUAACAUCCCCCUGGUCAAUGAAGUCCAGCUGACCGCAGCCACUGGCGGGGCGGAGCUUUCCUGCUAUCGCUGCACUGUCCCGUUUGGUGUGGUGGUCCUCAUCGCUGGCAUCGUGGUUACUGCCGUCGCUUACAGCUUCAACUCCCAUGGAUCCACCAUCUCCUACUUCGGCUUGGUGCUCCUCUCGGCCGGACUGGUGCUGUUAGCAUCCAGUGUGGUCUGCUGGAAGAUGAGACUGGAGAGGAAGAAGGAGAGGCGACGGGAGAGCCAAACCGCCCUGGUGGCAAACCAGAGGAGUAUUUUUACUUGAACUAACAGCUGGACUCAUAUCCUGGUCUGAAGAGGCCUGAUGUUUCGAUCGAGUUGGAGAACCAGUUGCGGACAGAUGUUGUCCAGUCUGUGUUGGAUUCCCAACCUGUAAAACUUUUAACCACAAACUCUAAAGGCCCAGAACUUAAAGCUUUGAAGACAUUGUAGGGGAUUUAUUUGUCAAACAGACGUCGAGCAUCUGGCGAGCUGGGAAUGCAGCCAGAAGGAAUGUAUCACAAUUAAGAUGAAUUACCACUGUGUGAAGCGAUGUAGAGGAAGUCUCCCAUUAAUCUGCUGUUGGAUGUGGCGGCUUUGAUUGUAAUGGGAGGGAUUGUGGUUUUGAAAGGCCCAGGAGAGGAGAGGAAAACUGGAAAAUCCAGGACAAUGAUUCAUGCCUCAUUUACUACACUUCAGCUCGGGCAUAUCUGUUUAUGAAGUCUCAGCGUUCAUGUCACAGGGAGUGAUUAUGAAUUGCCUGAAAUGAAAGUAUGGUACUCCAUAUGAGGAUUUUGUCUAAAAUCUGCCUAUAUAUUCUGUUCAGAUUAGAUGGCACAUGAUAUUAGAGAGAAUAUUUAACCUUAAAUACAUAUUCUCUUAAAGCACUUUGAUUACCAUAAUCAUCAUAUUCAGUAUUAAAUGAAAUCUGUUAACAGAUGAAGUCAGUGAUACAUCCAGACUGUGAGUAGGUUUGCCAAUUUUGGCAAAUUUUUGCAAAUCAAAAUGCAUAUCUUGUUGGGUGAUCACUUAUUGUCCAAUGUACUUUCAUACUGUAAAAAAUGUUAAAUGUAGCAUAUAUUUUGUUCUGAUGUAAUCAUUUGCAUGUAUUAACUGUUGCCAGGACGUCAUGAGGUUUAAUAAACUCAUUGAUACUCAGA
Messenger RNA from Epinephelus lanceolatus (giant grouper), 1616 nucleotides. RefSeq names its product transmembrane protein 100a (gene tmem100a). Lineage: Eukaryota; Metazoa; Chordata; Actinopteri; Perciformes; Serranidae. The record is from RefSeq and is a predicted model, not a curated record. Gene Ontology annotation, cellular component: plasma membrane. Gene Ontology annotation, biological process: cellular response to BMP stimulus.